UCCGCGCUUCAGCGCAUCUUGAUAUCUUAUCAAACCUCUCCAGCUGCUAGUCGGACAAGAGAUCGUAAGCCCCGUAGUAUUCGUUUCUCGGUGAAGUACAUCUCACAGCUGACAUGAGUCCGAGAACUCUGACCAACGAGGCAUUGCGGGCAGACGAAGGAUAUCUCUUUUCGAUGGAAUCACGUGUGGUGAAGAAAAUCGGUGAGCGCAACGUGCGAGGUACCAACCUGCCGCAACGUUCGAUCCGUUUCGUGAAGGAUCUCGUGACCACCUUGGUUGAAGAACGAUGGCGUUACCUGUUGCUGGUGUUUGUCGGUAGUUACGUUGGCAGUUGGACGCUGUUUGCCGGACUUUGGUACAUUUUGUCGUACGCGCACGGCGAUUUAAUGUUUGACCCGACCACUGGGGCACGACUGGGCGAUGGCGGACAACCGUGCGUGGAUGGUGUUACCUCAUUUGUUGAGUUUCUGCUGUUCAGCAUGGAAACGCAAAUCUCUACCGGCUACGGAGCAAAGGUACCCACCGAGGAAUGCCCGGAAUCGUUUGGACUGCUUACCAUUCAGCUGAUUGUGGGCCUGCUCAUUGACGGUGCCAUAUUGGGUGUCGUCUAUGCGAAGAUGGUCCGCCCACCGCAGAAGAUCUCGGAGAUUAAAUUCAGCAAACGAGCCGUCGUUUGCAUGCGCGAUGGACAGUUGUGCUUAGUGUUUCGCAUCUGCGACCGCAAGUGGCAACAUGCUAUUGAAACGAAAGUUACUGCUGUUCUGUUGCAACCGUACCGCACAAAAGAGGGCGAGACGAUCGAGAAGCAGGAAACGUACCUGAAGCUGGAGAACGAGGGAAGACUGGUGUUGCUAUGGCCCGUAACUGUGUGCCACGUGAUCGAUCGCAACAGUCCGCUUUAUGAUGUAUCGGCGAAGGAUCUAAUGGCACAAAAAAGUCUAGAAAUUGUAGUCACCAUCACUGGGGGUACGAUGACAACGGGGCAGAUCAAUCAGGCCCGCACAUCAUACGUUCCGUCUGAGAUUUGCUGGGGUCACCGAUUCCGAGAUAUCGUCGAAUACGAUUCGCGCAAGGAUUGCUUUGUGGCGGUUAACGAGCGAAUGCACGAUCUCGAGGAAAUUGAAACGCCUCUCUGCAGCGCUCGUCAUCUAGAUUUGCUUAGGGCAAAGGUUCAUCUCGCCGACACAGCCACUUCAGAUACAGAUCAAAGAACGGAAAACGCGCCCGUUAACAUUGUUCAAUAAAAUCGAAAUAAUAGUAAAAAAUCAA
Molecule: messenger RNA, 1269 nt
Organism: Anopheles aquasalis
Lineage: Eukaryota; Metazoa; Arthropoda; Insecta; Diptera; Culicidae
Product: inward rectifier potassium channel 4-like
Biological process (GO): potassium ion import across plasma membrane; regulation of monoatomic ion transmembrane transport
Cellular component (GO): plasma membrane
Molecular function (GO): inward rectifier potassium channel activity
Source: RefSeq, a predicted model, not a curated record